AUGAGUACAGUGACCGGGAAAAGAGUCGAGAUGUUCACACGGAGGCUCUUCGAGUAUAUGAGGAGGAGGAGGAACCAACUAGGAUCGUUGAAACAAGGAGCUUUUGGAUAAGGUGUAGACACAGAUCUCUUUGUUUUAUCAUAGAGAUGGAGCAAUCAUCAGGCCAAUGGCCGCCACCUGAAGAAGAAAACAGCGAUCUUUCCUUCAUCUACCAGCCUGAGAUGAAUUCUCUGGACAUGUUCACGGCAAACCAAAUCAUGGAGUCGCUUGGUGAAGAGCUCCAUCAUCAUCAUCUUCCCUCGGGGUCUUGCUUCCCCUUCGAUUCGGCUGGGAGCAGUGAGUUCAACAACAACGCCAGCGGCUCUCUCGUGGGGAUUCCAUAUGGGACGCGUAUGACCACCGCUGUUACCAACGAGCUAGUCUCGGUUGAGGCACCACAAGCCUCCCCCAACUUUCUCUCGUUUGGUAAUCAGGAUUCGUUGCAUGAUCCACCGCAACUGUAUAUGAAUUCUGGCAAAGGGGUUGUGGAGCCACAGAAUGAGAUCACAAGCCUGUUCUCUCAUGGUUCGACAUGGAGUGAAGACACUCUCGAGUUCCAAAGACAGGAGAAGAAGAGCAUGGGGAGCAGACCACCUUCUUCCGCUCAAGAUCAUGUCAUUGCUGAGAGGAAACGGCGAGAGAGACUUAACCUGCAGUUUAUAGCAUUAUCCACGAUUAUCCCCGGAUUAAAAAAGACCGACAAGGCCACUCUCCUUGGAGAUGCAGUCAACUACAUCAGGCAACUGGAAGAGAAGGUGAAAACGUUAGAAGAGAAGGCUUCGGAGAGGACUGUGGAAUCCACCAUCCUUGUCAAGAAGACUCACAUCCCCACCGGUGACCACACCUCAGAUGCCGAGGGAAGUCCUUUUUCUGAGGCCUUUCCCAAGAUCACGGCCAGUUUGAAUGGGAACUCCAUCCUCGUGAGGGUUCAGUGCGAGAAGCGAAAGGGGCUGUUCGUGAAGGUGCUCUCCGAGAUCGAGAGGCACCACCUCUCUGUCAUCAACACAAACGUCAUGCCGUUUGCUUCCUCCUCUCUCAAUAUAACAGUGACUGCACAGAUUGAAGAGGGAUUCUCGAUGACGACGACGGAUCUCGUGAAGGACAUAGACUCAGCUCUUAGCCGGUCCAUGUGAAGAAGAAAAUACUCCACAAUCUCUCGUUGCUGUUCCAAGAGAGCGACUAUUCUUCUUCUUUUAAGCUUUCUUUGUCCCUUGUAAUUACGAAGGAAAAAGGCUGAGCUAUAUGGGUAGUUUAGCUUCAGCUGCUAUUCCGAUAAGAACCAUCUGCUGUAUCCUCCGACUCCUAGAAUUCACAAAGAGGAAUGGAAAACGGAAGCUUCUUCUCUUCAGAGGCUAUAUAUAUUAAA
Molecule: messenger RNA, 1405 nt
Organism: Musa acuminata subsp. malaccensis (wild Malaysian banana)
Lineage: Eukaryota; Viridiplantae; Streptophyta; Magnoliopsida; Zingiberales; Musaceae
Product: transcription factor bHLH18
Molecular function (GO): protein dimerization activity
Source: RefSeq, a predicted model, not a curated record